AAUGUCGGGACACCGCUUAUCCGGUUUAACAGCGCUCCUCGCGUCACGGUUAAUGGAAACCCCAAGCGAGUGAUUAAACUUCUGGGAUCAAACUGGUACGGGAGAAAGCGCUCAUCAGGGAAUGAGUAAACGCAUAAAAAAUCGGGUGGUCGAUGAAUAGGAUAACUUUAAAUCAUACAGAUGAAGGGAUCUCUUUGUUUAUGGAAUUGACUGCAAGUAUUUAUCACUCACGGCUGGGUUUAUCCUUGACGUCGGGCACAACCGGAAGGUAGAAACACAUCUUGAGAGCAAAUUAGACUACAUAAACUUGAAGUGAAGCUUGGGGCUAAAUUUCGCCAACAGUUUUGAGCCAAAUGAAUUCGAUUUAUCCGGUUCGCAUGGAUGAGCCAUGUAGCAUUGGUCACUGGAGAAACUCGCGCAAUCUAGUAUCCAAGGUAGUCACAAAUAGCCUAAGAGAUUACUCUAUUUUGUCGGAAAAUGGGCAGAACUACUCUUCUACCUUCUCAGUCAAAACACGCACGAACGCAAUACGCUGUGUACAAUACAAGAACCAGAAAUAUUUCAGUUCCUACUUCCGGGCUUCUUUUAGGGAGCUACACUACUAAGAGACUUAACAGCUGAUAACAGUAAAAGGCGUUGAAUUUAAGUCUCACGAUAAAGAUGAUAAAGAGCCACGUCACCAAUUUUCAGUAUUUUGCAAAACCAAAACUGACAGCGAUCUUAUUUUUAAGUUGGGGACUCCCCGCGGAACACACUCUGAUAUAAUCGCAUGAUCAUCCAAGACCGCAAGAAUUUGCAAGACUGCAAAUUCUAGGAAAAAAAAACAGGAUGUUGUUGUAUAGAAAGCGUGAUUUUACCGUGAAUUUUUGUUUUCAGUUUCCAAGUUAAAUGAUCGUGUCAUAAGUGGGCGGUGUGGCCUGAGUUUGAUUCAUAUAAGAGCAGAAUCCAUCAGUUGUCAUCAUUUCGGCGUAUCGCUUCCAGUGACUCGGAGUUGCAGCUUACCGCAACAGGUGAAGUUAGGAACAUUUCUUAAUUUAAGCCUCCUUUCGCCGAUUUAUUCACAGGUGUUUGGUAAAGAAGAAAAAGGAAGAAGUAGCGAUUACUUGGUGCUGAUUUGAGCCGAAACAUCACAAGUCGACCUACAUGCUUAAUUGUGCGUUGUUGUUGUUGUGAAGAGGAUUAGAUCUUAUCACUGGAAGGUACUGAACGCACUUGUGAAACACGACGUUUUUAGAGGGUGUUGUAUCUGAUGAAACUGAAACCUCAGAAGGAUAGACCUGAUUCAUGGUUAACCCAGCAACAUGACGACACUACAGGUUUUCGUAAAAAGUUGUUCGGAAGCACCUGGUUGGCUGGAGAUAGAUCGUGGGGGUUCUGUUGCAGCUCAUAUACCCGUGCGGAACCAUGAAAAUUUGAUCAGGAUUCAAAAGAAAUUCGCUGGAUGGAAAGUUGAACUGUCCCGCGCACAUCCGGGAUUUGGGAAACCUUACUUUAUGCUUCUGACAAAUGAAAACAAGGGUGAUGUGAUCAAGUUAUCGAUUGUUCCUCAGCAAAACUUCGUGAGGACAUUUCUGAAUGACUGCAAGUUCAAGAGUGUCCAGCAUUUUACACUCGUCGGACCAAACAUAACUACUCGCAGAUCACAGAUUGAUAAAACAACCAGUGGAAUGAAACUGGAGUUAGAAUCAUACGGCACGUUAAGAAUCUCUUCACAUCCUCUUCAGGUCAAGGAGCUUUCUGCGAUAGUUUUACCCAAAGAAGGAUGCAACGAUGUUUGUGAUAUUUACGUGGACACCGGAGCUGUGUUGAGAUGCAAUAGCAUUGAAGUAGACCUCAACAACCGAGGUGUUGUAUUCAUUAACGGCACGGUCACCAGUCGAUCUUGUGAUGUAGGUAAAUGUCUGACCAUCAAAAUAAACAGUGGGGAGCUUCACAUUGGAAUAGACGGGGUUUUGGGCCAAAAAGUCAAUGCCACAGGAAUUGCCAAAAACGAAAAUCUGACCAAGAAAUUGGAAGUCGCAAUUGCCCAUGGCAAUUUGACAAACUUCGGAACACUAUGUGCUCAAAAUUGUCUCACGUUGACAUGCAACAAAAUCAUGUUAUGCUCAGAUUCGAAACAUGACACCGCUCAGCGUGGCUUUAGCAGUUUCAUUUCACUGCAAAAAGACUUGGGGUUUUUAUCAGACAUCACCCAACGUCCAAAGACCAGUUCUUCCCUUAAUGAUUCUCGAAUUUUGCAAGCAGUUAAGAUGCUCGAUUCAUCAAACUUCGUGCAUGUUGUGAAUGAAGAAGUGGAUCCAGCGGCUAAAGUCAACGGGAGAAGCAUUGCAUCAGAAUUUAAUGUGAUAUGUGGAGAAUGGAAAGACGACUUUGCCAAAGACCAGAGUGAAAAAGAAGUUAUACGUGGGGGACUGGUGACAUGUACGUGGAGACAUGGCGUCAUUCGAUCAUCCUCUAUCUCCUGCAUUGUAAAGGAAGACAUCCAUGACUGUUCCCAGCUGCAAGGGAAAAAAAUCCAUUUUAAUGUUGGUGGAUCUGUAACGGUUGUCAAGCCAUGGACAUGGCUCUGCGGAAAUGUAAGUGGUCUUGUCAGAGGCGAUUUCUUGUUUUUCGACAACGCAAUCUUGGAAAGAUUCGACCAAUUGUACGUCCUUGGAAACGUUAGAAUCUUUGAGACAUCCAUCGUUUGGACUAGAAUGGGUGGAAAAUUACACACUGGUGAAGUCUUUGAGAACAAAAGCUUAGUUGUCAGUGACGGUGAUCUUGCUUUGGACCUCGGCCAGUUAAAGCAAGGCAGAGAAGCGAAAAUGAUCAGCAAAGGAGAUCUUCUAUUAGUCUUCCGAGAUGGUGUUGAAAAUAGCUGGUUUGGCUAUGUUCUUGUCCUACAACAUUUCUUCAUUCAGCUACAGAGAAAAGUUUCCUGUGAUGCCUUUUGCACUGCCAAAGAAUGCGAUGCCGAGUUUUUUGAAAGAGAUGCUCAGCUGCUUGUCAAUCAAGCUUUCGUCGUGGAAGAGGGAAGUUUGAAUCUAAAGGCCACUGACGUAAGCCAGAUUACCAACUUUAUCGUGCUGGGUGAAUUGCAUGCUCAAGGAAUUAAUGGUAUUACGGCCUCUGUUUGCACACGAUCUGGUGCAGUUGUUGACCUCAAAUAUUCCCCGAAAGACAGACCAAGGCAAAAUACGAUAGAUGUCAUUACAAGAUGUCUGGAAAUCAGCGCUGACUCCGUCAUAUCAUGUAAUGGUCCUCAAUACAGAGAGAACAAGGGCAUCUUUGGGGACUCAAACGUUGCAAACAAUUUCUCCUCUGAGGAAAUCAUCUCAGUGAAUGGCAACCUGACAGCGUUCGGAACACUUUUGAACAUUCAGUCCAAGGCUUUCAGCAACAGUGGUAUGGUAAAACUGUCACCUGCCAGCACCGAUGUGAUCUCAGAAGCAAGUUUGCUAAGCAUUAAUUGCAAGGAAGAAACCGUCAAUGCGGGAGUUAUCGAAUGCGAUGGGAACAUGGAUCUAAAGUCGAAGAAUUUCUCCAAUGAAAGAGGAAUCCUGAAAUCGUCUAAUAUGGAUGUCGCAAUACAUUCUUAUGAUGUAGCAACAUUAGGUGGGCGCAUUUACGUCGAUAAACACUUCAUUGUUAGCUCGCAAUCGCAGAACGCUCUGUCCUUUUCUGCAUUGGGGGGAAAAGAUGAAAGCAAAGAAGGAUUUGUUCUACCAGACCAAUUUGAAGUCAGAUGUGUUAAAGGUCGAUUGCUGAUUGACUCCGCCAUUGCCAAAUCAGAAGACAACAUCGAGCCUGAAUGUAUUUUCAGACUGUGUGAAUGCUUGAAGUUGCGUAAAAAAUGUGAUCUGGGACAGUUCUUAGUUGAAUUCCACGGAAGUGAAGAUAUUGUCAGUAAAGAAAUGAACAAGUCAGUGCUUGCAGUAGAAGAUUCCCUUCAAGCAAGCCGUCUCUGGUGUACGGCCGCGAAUACCCCCAUAAAAGAACGCCUUUCCAUUGAGGGUCCGAACAAGAUGACUAUUAUUCGUGAAAUCAAAGUUGAUGAAUCAAUUGAGGAGAUUGUAUUUGACACAAUCAAUCCCCUUAAAUGCUCUCACGCUUCUCUUGAUUGUCAUUUGGCAGUCAUCCAAUGCCAAAUCGAGUGUGUUGAUAUCACAGCGAAAGCACUUCAUAUUCCAGGAAGACUGAGAUGCACCCAGCCAGCAACGAGAGAAAAACCAUCAACCAUCAUCGUAGAGGAUAUGAUAUCGUUCACUGGCAGCUUGGAAUGUGUGGGAUCCGUGGAAGUUAUUGUGGGAAAGGCCUUUGAGCAGGAGCAGGCGGAAUCUGGGAGUAUAGAUAUCUUCCAAAGACUAAAGAUAGUCACAGAGGAAAAUGGUACCGUUUUGCUGAAAGGAUUAACCAAAGGGAAAUUGGAUUCGCUUACUCUGUUGGAAAUUGAAGCCCAGAGUAUUAACAUUUCGGGAAGUUUGACGGAAGUGUCAGCUGUGAAAAUUGUCGCAGAUAAAGAUUUGCAUCUCACCAGGGAGAGCAAAAUCAGUUUAUGCGAGUCGGUAGAAAUUAAAGGAGAGUGGAUUACAACAGCUGGCUCAAUAGAAGAAUUCAGCCAUCUUCAAAUACAGCCAUGGGCAAUUCUGAACUCUGGUCAAAUAGAAUCGGUUCGGGAAGCUUGUGAUAUUACCUUAUCCUCUGACCUUGCCUUGGUCAACAGUGGAAUUUGCAGGGGCCACGUAACCUCUCUGGAAGCACCAUUCUUGUUAAGCCUUCCAGGCGAAGAGAUUGCUGAUGUAAACGAUGUGACGAAGUGUGAACUGGUUGGACGAGACAACAUUGAACUAGAAAGUAUCACGUGUUUCCUUGGGGGCUCUGCCCUAAAAUCGAACAAACGGAUCGAAAACAACACGGUUCUGCUUUUCAAGUUUUUGGCCUACGUAACAUGCAUACCCGACGCCAAAAGCAUAGAAGCGUGGUCAAAAGCUGGAGAAUGGCUGAAGAAUAUUCAGAAAGAAUAUGAGGCAAGCAAAGGCAGCCAUUCAAGCAAAUCAUUGACAUCCUUGAGCAGAGGUUCUAUGCAAAACGCAGAAAUCAGCUUACGACUGGGCCAAAUGUACAACAUGGUGAAUAACUUUGUUGCAGAAGUUCUGAAGAACGGCAUUGAGUCUUUCGACGUGCCAAAACUGGUUUUCAUCAUUACAAGCGAGAGCGAUAGAUAUACGAAGCUAAACGUGCUGAAAGAAAAAUUAUUGGCAAUCCCGCGAAAGGCAAGAAAAAUGCGAGAAUUGAUAAAGAAAGGAGGAAUGAAGGCCUUGCAAUCAAUGAAGGAAAGCUUUGGCUUCUCUGAAUCAAAGAAAAGUAAUCAAGAAGAUGGUAUUCACGAAUCUGGCUCUUACUGUUUUGGGGAGGGUGUCACCUUCACAGAGUCAUUCUAUGAAGCACUCUUUGACGAAGUUUUCUGCGACAAUGGUGCUCAAUUUGCUGGAGAUGUUGCUGUCGUAUCUAAAGAAAUUUUUUUGAGCAAAAGGGAAAAGAGAGCUAUUGCAAUGCUGCUUUGCGCAGAUGAAGUGUGCAGUGUGGGUGAUAUUGCCAGCAGUUCUUUAGACGUAAAAUCAUCCCGGGGAAAAGUUCAGCUUGUUGGAAAAGUUGAAUCAGACCAAGCAACGAUUGAAGCUAAGUCGGGCAUUGAUCUGGCUUAUCAUGACGAAAGAGAAGGGCGGGCAAAGGCAGAUCACAAGUUCAAGAGCAUUACGAUGAAAACUAACAAAAUCAACGAGGUUAAUAGUUUUCUGAAAGGCGAAGGAGUGUAUGAAGAUUUAAAGAUCUCUGAUCAACUCGGCUUGGUGUUGACGGAUCAAGAUGUAGUUCUUUCGAGCUGUAACCUUUAUCAUGGGUACGGGCUCAAUCUUAAGGCGAAGUCAGUUAGUAUUGACAAUUCUAACCUGAGAUUUGACAAAGGAGCAUCAAUAGCAUCAAAUCAAACACUCAAUGUCAGAAACUCAUCAGUCACGUCUCAAAACUCUCUCCUGUUGAAAUCUGUUGAAGGAAAUGUCAACUUGGAUUCGUCAAGUCUUGGAGCUGGCGGCGUUGCAGCUCUAGUAUCAAGCAAAGGAUCUGUUUCGAUGGCUGCUAGUUCAGUUUCUGGUGAGAAAGGUGCCGUUGCAGAGGCGAAGAAGGACGUAAUUAUUGAUGUCAAAGAAACGAGACACAGCACGUCUUCGUCAGAUAGAGGUUUUUUUAGCUCCUCAAAAGAUGUAACAUCAUAUUCCACUGUUUCAAAAUCGAGUAUCUCUUCCUCGUCUGGAAGUGUAUCGAUUAAAUCAGAAGAAGGAAAGAUCAAAGCAACAGCCACGGAAAUCCAGGCAGCCAAAAACAUCGCGAUUUCAGCGAAGGAAGAUGUCGUUAUCCAAGACAAAGUGACUGUUCGAGAAGAAGAGCAUGUGAGGAGCAACUGGUUCAGUACAAAGAGAACAAGACAAAGACAAGAUGAGCAGCAUUGCUCGCAAUUAAAUGCUGGUGGAUCACUCACUGUUUUAUCCAGAGAUUCUCAUGUGACCAUGAUUGGGACUGAUGUUUCGGUCAGUGACAACCUGAUGCUUCAAGCCGCUGGUACUGUCUUAUGUAAAGACAGGAUACUUUCACAGUCACGGGAAGUUCAGUCAAGUGGCUUUUCAUUCUCCGUAGAAAAUGGUCUAUCGUUUGGGCAAAAAUCUGAACGAAUGAUGCAGCAGCGUUUAGCUGGACGCACCAUGAAAGUUGGAGGCAACUUGUCUGUUUCAGCGAAAAACUUAGACGUGAAAAAUGCAAUGGUUAUGGGUGUUGGAAAUAUGCUUAUCGAUGCCGAGAACGUUAACUUUGAAGGAGCAGAAUUAAAUAAUUCGUAUUCUUCUAAAGAAUGGUCGGUCGGAUUUGGAAUUCAGUCACCGUGUACAGUGAAUGUAACCGCGGCAAAUGCUUGCUCAAAACAGAAGCAAAUCGUCAAUCAGGACAUCACUGUUCGAGGAAGAACCCAUUUCACCGCGGCGCAAAAUGUGAAUUUGACUGCAUGUAACCUAGAAACUGGUGCUAUCACUGGGAACAUUGAGAAUUUGCAUGUCAUUUCCAAGCAGAGUGAAAUAGAAGCGUUCGAGCAGACAGUAACUGUGGGCUUUGCCAUUGGUCCAAGAUUUCCUACUCCCGAAAAGUUCGGUUACAGCAAGAGUUCGGACGUCGGGAAGUUUGUAGAAAGGGCAAGCGGCAUCCAUUGCAGUGGACCAAUGAAAGAGGAAGACUUCAAAGUCGGUUCUCUAAACCUCAAAGGUUCAUCAGUUACGGCUGAUGGAGAUAUUGGAAAUUUUGCAAAGAAUAUUAUCUCGGAAAAAGUUUCCAGCUACCGAUCACAGUCCUCGUUCGGAUUCUCCUUAGGUGUCAAUAAAACCGGAGUGGCCGUGGGGUUGAGUACAAGCGAAAAUUCAGUGGCCAUGGAACACCAAGGAACUAUUGCAUCCUCUUCAGGAAUUGUUUCCGAAGAAAUAAAGAGAUCCGUUAAUACGGACUAUGGCAAACACGCAAGGAUCACCGAUAUGCGCAAGUCGGCAUUCGCAUUAAACCUUAGAGUAGCGAAAGACGGUAUGGGCGCAGAGGUUCAGGUAAAUGAUAAAGGCGCAGGAGUUUUUGCUUCGAAAGAAAACAUAGGAGGUCACGCGCAGUGUGGAGAUAGAGGCUUUGCUCUAUCAGGUGGUAAAUCAGGGAUUUCAGGGUCUUUGCAAAAUGGCGAGACUAGCAUCGACCUUGGCCUCUCAAAGGAGCAGCUUGAAAUAAAUGUCAAAUCCAAAGACAGUGCCAUUGGUACAUCACUUGGGAAAAAGGGGAUAUCUGGAUCUGUCCAACAUAAAAAUUUUGCAAUUGGCGGCUCCUUGUCUAAAGAAGCGAAAUCAAUUCAACUGAGUGCUGGUGAUUUAAAGACUGGAUUUAAGCGAGAGAAAAACAGCAAGACAGGCGAAAAGAUCACUUCCGCAAAUGUUCAAGUCGCAGAUCUUAAACUUGCUGGUUCAACAUCGAAGCAUUCCAAAUCGCUCCACUUUGCAGCUGGUAAUGUGAAGACUGGAUUUAAGCGAGAAAAAACCAGUGAGACAGGCGAAAAGACCACUUCCGCAAAUGUUCAAGUCGAAGAUCUUAAACUUGCUGGUUCAACAUCAAAGCAUUCCAAAUCACUCGACUUUGCAGCUGGUGAUGUAAAGACUGGAUUCAAGCGAGAGAAAAACAGUAAGACAGGCGAAAAGACUACUUCCGCAAAUGUUCAAGUCGCAGAUCUUAAACUUGCUGGCUCAACAUCAAAGCAUUCCAAAUCGCUCGAAUUAGUAGCUGGUGAUGUGAAGACUGGAUUCAAGCAAGAGAAAAACAGUGAGACAGGCGAAAAGACUACUUCCGCAAAUGUUCAAGUCGCAGAUCUUAAACUUGCUGGUUCAACAUCGAAACAAUCCAACUCACUCGACUUUGCACCUGGUAAUGUAAAGACUGGAUUUAAGCAAGAGACAAACACAGAGACAGGCGAAAAGACGACUUCGACAAUUGUUCAAGUCGCAGAUCUUAAACUUGCUGGUUCAGCAUCAAAGCAUUACAAAUCACUCCACUUUGCAGCUGGUGAUGUGAAGACUGGACUUAAGCGAGAGAAAAACAGCGAAACAGGCGAAAAGACCACUUUCGCAAAUGUUCAAGUCGCAGAUCUUAAACUUGCUGGUUCAACAUCGAAGCAUUCCAAAUCGCUCGACUUAGCAGUUGGUGAUGUGAAGACUGGAUUUAAGCUAGAGAAAAACAGCGAGACAGGCGAAAAGACCACUUCCGCAAAUGUUCAAGUCGCAGAUCUUAAACUUGCUGCUUCAACAUCAAAGCAUUCCAAAUCACUCGACUUUGUAGCUGGUGAUGUGAAGACUGGAUUUAAGCGAGAGAAAAACAGCGAGACCUGCGAAAAGACCACCUCGGCAAAUGUUCAAGUCGCAGAUCUUAAACUUGCUGGUUUAACAUCAAAGCAUUUCAAAUCGCUCGACUUUGCAGCUGGUGAUGUGAAGACUGGAUUUAAGCACGAGACAAACAGCGAGACAGGCGGAAAGACCACUUCGGCAAUUGCUCAAGUCGCAAAUCUGAAAUUUGCUGGUUCAACAUCAAAGCAUUCCAAAUCGUCCGACUUUGCAGCUGGUGAUGUGAAGACUGGAUUUCAGGGAAAGACAAAUGUCCUGACUGGAGAGACAACGACAUCUGCAAGUUUUAAGGCGGGUGACUUCCAAGUUGGUGGCAUUACCUCUGAGAAGUCCAAAUCAUUGGUUAUGAAAGCAGGUGAUGUCGCAACUGGCGUUCAGCAACAGACAAAUGUCCUGACUGGAGAGACAACGACAUCUGCAAGUUUUAAGGCGGCUGACUUCCAAGUUGCUGCUUCUACCUCUGAGAAGUCCAAAUCAUUGGUUAUGAAAGCAGGUGAUGUUGCAACUUUCGUUCAGCAACAGACAAAUGCUGUCAGUGGAGAGUGAACGGUAUAAUCAAUGCCCUGACUUGACGACAUAAGCAGGUUUAAAUGGAUUUCGGGACCUGUUUUAACGGAAGAGCUAAACGAGUUUGACGAUCUCGGAAAUCCGUUUUAGUUUUGCGUCUUAUUUAUUAAGUUCUUCCAACUGUUUUGAUGCAGUCAUAGAGCAAUCACGUAUUUACUUUCCACACUGAACUGAACACUUCUCUAAUCAGAGUCGUCCACUCUAGUUAAAGUUGUAAAUUACGGAAACUUUUAUCUGCGUGUUACUAGAAAUAAUAUAGUGUGACAAGAAAAGUGUAACCUAAGUGAUAUUGUUGAUAUCAUUAGUAUUUUAAUGUAGAGGCCAUUGUUUUUCAGGCUCAAGUUCGAUUUAGUAGUUCAUGAUAUACAAUAAAAUUCCGCAAGUACAGUCCUGUAUUUUCGCAAGUUAUCCUAAACAGGUUCUUAGAUAAUUGGUAAUUAACACAAAUUUAGGCUGCGUAUGUUCUUAAGUAGAGGCUUAUUUUCUGAAGAAACAAAUUACCUUGUACUUAAUAAAAUUUAGUGCUACUAAGCCUAUUCCUUUUAUAAAAUCUGCGUACCAACUUAGCAUUUAUGUAAAAUGACUAUAAUAAGAAAAAUUGAAGCACUGAUCACAUUAAUUUUGGAGUUCUCUUUCAGAACGUAACAUAUACAUGAACUGUGAUACCUUUAGAUUUUAAAAAAUGAGAACCUGUUUCAAAUUUGAAGCUAAAUAGCCUCAUGUAUACACAAGGUCAAAUUGGCAAACUAUAGGCUAACAGGUUCUUAAAAACUAGGUUCUUACUUGCAGGUUUUUACUCUAUAUCUACUAUCCGUAGUUCAGUUUUCAAUAAUUAAAGAUAAUUAAAGAAUGGCUUACAAAUUUAGAAGUAAAUGCAAUGCUGUUCUAUUUUUAAA
Messenger RNA from Orbicella faveolata, 10408 nucleotides. RefSeq lists its product as uncharacterized. NCBI's taxonomy places the organism in Eukaryota, Metazoa, Cnidaria, Anthozoa, Scleractinia, Merulinidae. The record is from RefSeq and is a predicted model, not a curated record.